CAUUCAUAAUAUUCAUCUUAAUAUUUAUCAACGAUUCAAAUCGAACAUAAUAAAAUCAAUCAAAUUUUAGUUUUGUUAUUAUUAAUAUAUAACACAAUGUUCAAAUGGCGUUAUCUACGGAAUUUUCGUCUUGAUUCACAUUAUAUAUUAAAAAUAUUGAUCAUAUUCAACAUUCUACUUGGUCUUUAUCUACUAUUCCUGUCCACUAACUAUCGACGAUAUGUCGAAUAUCCACAUGAUAGCCAAAACAACGAUAAGCCAACAAAAGUUAUGAUAAAAGAUGGUAUAGAUGAAAACCAUCAAAUUAACGAUGCCAAAAUAAUCAAUAAAAAAGUGGAUAAAAUUGUCGAACCACAACAACAAUCUCGGCAAGAGAAUCCAGAUAAUACGAUCGUCAUGACGAAUGAUAAGAAUAUAAAAUCGAAUGAUCAAUCAGUUGAUAAAGUUUUCGAUUCAAAUAAUCGACCUGUUCAAAUUCAAGAUGUUGGCCAAAAUAAUGCUGAUGCUAGUUAUAAACGGGUGGAAGAAGAUGAAAAAAUCAUUGAUGAAAAUGAUAAAUUAAAAAUUGAAAUGUUGGGAGCCAAACCCGAUGAACAGAAUAGUAUUAUCCAUAUGGAUUUGGAUUCAUUUACUGAUGGUAAAAAUGAUAAAGCCAAUGACAUUAUGAGUGAAGCCAAAGAUAAUAAUAGAAAAGAUUUACCCAAAGAAUCAUUAGAUGAUUUACUUAACAAAGAUGUUAUCAAACAAAUAAUGGACCAUAAUUCUCAUAUUAAAAAAAAUUAUUCACAAUUAAUAGUUCCUGAUAAUAUUAAUCUCGAGCCAUCUUCCUGGACAACGGAAACUAGAGGCAAAUAUCAAGCGCUUAAAAAUUAUAUUAUUGGAAAUGGACUCAUUGAUUAUAGUCGAACGAUAACAUUGUCUACACAAGGAGGACCCGGAUUUUUACAUCAUACCGAACAUUUAUGUUCACGUUGGGAUGGUCCCAUUUCAUUGGCUGUAUAUGCGCCUGGAGAUGAUUUUCGAUUAUCGGUUAAUAUGAUCUAUUAUCUACGCCAAUGUGCCCAUGAAUGUGUUGCCAAACGUGUAUUCUGGCAUUUUGUCUAUGAUAUUGCCUUUCCACCAAGUGCCAAAAUGUCCGGUCCAACUAGUUUUCUAAAAACUAAUAAAUUCGAUUGUAGUAAAUCAUUGGAUGAAACAAUGAAAAUGUUGAAAAUUGAUACGGAUUUUCGGUCAAACAAAUCUCUUCCGUAUCCAAUAAACGUUCUUCGUAAUGUUGCUCGUUCAUCAUCAAAAUCCAAAUAUUUACUUGCCUCAGAUAUUGAACUAUAUCCAAACAUAGGCAUUAUUCCUGCAUUUUUUGAUUUACUUGACCGUGAACAAAAAGGACUUGUACCUGUGAUCAAUGUUAAAUUUUCUCAUGUUUAUGUGUUACCCAUAUUCGAAGUGAAAGCUACCAAACAACCACCAAAAACGAAACAAGAAUUAUCCAAACUAUUCAAAUCAAAGGAUGCUAUAUUCUUUCAUCGUUAUGUUUGUGAUGAAUGCCAAAAUUUUCCAGAUCGAAAUAUCUGGAUCAACGAUAUUCCAAAGAAUAAUACGAUGAAUAUUUUUCGUGUAACCAAACGUACACAUGAUCGCAAUCAAUGGGAACCGCUUUAUAUUGGCACCAAUGAUGAACCAUUUUAUGAUGAAAGGUUAACGUGGGAAGGAAAACGUGAUAAAAUGUCUCAGAUGUAUCAAAUGUGUUUGAUGAACUAUGAUCUAUUGAUUCUGGACAAUGCAUUCCUUGUCCAUGCACCCGGUAUCAAACGAUAUCAUCCAAAAGAUGAUCAAAAACGUUUAGUCUAUAUCAAAUACAAUCAUCAAAUCUAUACAUCGACAUUGGCUGAAUUGAGAAAAAAAUAUGGAAAUAAAAAUUAUUGUUAAUAUAAAAUCGCGAUUUUCUUUGAUAAAUAUAUCAUAUAAGCCAAGAACAUCCAGUUCAUAUCAUUCGAAUAUAUAUUAUCAUUAUUUGGUUGUUGUACAACCUGAUGUUAAUAGUUUAUUUUCAAUGAACUUUAAAU
This is a messenger RNA of Dermatophagoides farinae (American house dust mite), 2063 nucleotides long. RefSeq names its product beta-1,4-glucuronyltransferase 1. The record is from RefSeq and is a predicted model, not a curated record. NCBI's taxonomy places the organism in Eukaryota, Metazoa, Arthropoda, Arachnida, Sarcoptiformes, Pyroglyphidae.